AUGUUUGCCAAACUGUCCAUCGUUGCAGUCUGCAGCAUGCUCGCUGUAGCUUCUGCCAACCCACAUGUGCUGACUCCCAUCGGUCCUGCUGUUGUUACGGCCCAAAGUUCACAGGUGUUCGCCCGGACGUACAACGGUUUCGUGCCCUUCGCUGUUCCGGCUCCCGUCCCUGCUCCGGUUCCCGCUCCGGCCUUCCACUAUCAUACACCCGCCUUCGUUCUACCUGCAGCACCCGGGCCAGUAUUCUACCCACAGCCCGUCGUCUACAACCCUCCAACGGCCGUACCGGUUCCGGUCCCGGUACCGGCUGCUCCGGCCGCCGUACUGCCGACGGUGGAGGCCGCAGCACCCGCUGCUAAGCUGGUGGCCGCUGCACCGGUGGCGAAAGUUGCGAAGCUCGUACGACCCGCUCCAUUCCACGCCACCUUCCGCUAUCGGUCUGUCGUUGCCUAA
This is a messenger RNA of Anopheles moucheti, 453 nucleotides long. RefSeq lists its product as uncharacterized. Bases 1 to 453 code for a protein of 150 amino acids. The record is from RefSeq and is a predicted model, not a curated record. The transcript is spliced from 2 exons. NCBI's taxonomy places the organism in Eukaryota, Metazoa, Arthropoda, Insecta, Diptera, Culicidae.